Molecule: messenger RNA, 1036 nt
Organism: Hippocampus comes (tiger tail seahorse)
Lineage: Eukaryota; Metazoa; Chordata; Actinopteri; Syngnathiformes; Syngnathidae
Gene: commd1
Product: copper metabolism (Murr1) domain containing 1
Exons: 3
Coding region: 38-613 (191 amino acids)
Biological process (GO): negative regulation of sodium ion transmembrane transport; copper ion homeostasis; positive regulation of protein ubiquitination
Cellular component (GO): endosome
Source: RefSeq, a predicted model, not a curated record
CGCACGGAGCUCCCGCGUUGUGGAGAAGGAAGCCAAGAUGGCCGAGGCGGAGGCAAGCGGAAGCCCGCUGGGCGCGCUGCUUAGCGGCGUCGCUCAGGAAAUCUUUUACCGAAACAGCGACGUGACGGAGGAGGUGUUGAGAAGCGAACUUUACCCCGAGGCCACACGGCAAGACUUCAAGGCUUUGUACGAUAAAAUGAAGGCGCUCCUGAAGUCGAUGGCCGCGGCCGACAUGGACCACCCCCAGCUGGAGGCCUUCCUCACCGCCCAGACCCGCAAGCAGGGGGCGGGCGGCGUCGACCCCGAGCAGGCAGCCGCCCUGGCCCGCUUCUGGAAGAGCCAGCGCGGGCGCGUCCGCCAAAGACUCCUGGCGCACGGCCGCUGGGAGCCUGCCCUCAGGGGCCUGUCCUGGCGGCUGGACCUGCAGACGGCAGCCCGACACGGGGGGCCGAGCCCCGGCCGGCCCCUGGCCCUGCUGGAGCUGGAGCUGGGCAGCGGCGAGCGGGAGUCGGACUUUGUGUGUGUGGAGAUGGAUGAGCACAACGUACAGCGCGUGCUGAACAAAAUGGCUGCCAUCCAGGCCGCCAUCGACGCCGUCGUUCAGCGCACUUGACGCGCUCCUUGCGCUGACGCAGGAAGUCCGAGCCCGGAAAUCCCCCCCCCCCCCCCCCCCCCCCCCCAGCGUGCUUCCAAAAUGGCCCCCGCGUGUAUUCAAAUCCAAUGUGGCCGCCACUCAGCUCAUCAGAUUUGCCUUUGACGUCCAAAGGAGCAUGAAGACCAAGUCGUGGAGCGUGCGCCGGGUCAGCUCUCGGGGUUCGGCCAAUCGGGCCGGUUGGGUGGCGUCGCUUCAAUAAAGCAGCCGCUCGAGGGGCACAAAUAGACGAACAGACCGAUCGAUCGGCGGUCAUUUCCGAUCAUCACGAUGGACAAUUUAGCGUUUUGAAGGAAGCCGCUCUGAACUUGUUGACCGGGAGCCAAACGUGCUGCCUGUGCUAGCUUGAGCUACUCGUGAGCAAGUGUCGGCUACAAGCACCUU